AAAAGUUCAUUCUUUUAUGCCAAAAAUAGGAUUUUUACUAUUUAAGUGCAUAAAAUCGCAUAAAACACAGAGUGUUGGCAGAUUUAAACCAUUGUAUUAUGUCUCAUUCUACUAUCAUGCAUAUAAAGUUAUACUUAACGUUUUCGUUUUAAUGAGAAGUUAUAAUAACAAUGAUUUUUGCUUACAUUCGUCACUCGUUUAGGAUCUAUCUGUUAUAACUGAAUAUUGUAACAUGAAUGUUGGCAACCUCUUCAUGCUGAGGUUUUUUUUUGUUUUUUGAUCAUAUUGUCAUGCAUUCAAUGGUACCGGACAUACUUUAAGGUUGCUCAAGGUUGAUUGUUUGGAAAAUCAACUAAAAAAUCAAAAUAAAAUAAGGGUUGGUUUUCUUUAUAUUGUUUUAAUUCAAUAAACUAGGUCAGAAGUAGUUAGUAGUCUAAAUAUUGAUUUAUAGUUGAUUACAUCCGUUUGUCUUAUGCUUCAUAUCUUAGUUGUCUUUACAUGCAAAUUUGACAAUUUCUUGGAAAGCUUCAACCGUACCAGAGCCUCAUAGUUUAUUUCACCUAUUUUAAACCUUCCGCGUCCACCAAGGAUGUGCUAAAUUUAGCACUGCAUUUAUGUUUAAAAUGAUCAAUUUACUCAUGCCCAACUCCGUUACAUUCAUCAUUGAACAGAAUUACUAUUUUCAACAUAACAAUGAUACUAUAUCUUCAGUUAAUAGAACAAAAAGCAAAAACAAUGACUGAACCACGCUUUUUCUGUUCUCUUUAGGAGAAAUUAUAUUACGGGAAAACUUAAUUAUAGCAGUCAGAAAUUAUGUAUAUGGAUGCAUAAUAGAAGGAAAAAGGGAUGUGUACGAAAACAUAGGCACCCGUUCUACGCAUAAAUAUUAAGGUUCUAUACGUAGCACAACAGAUUAUUCUUUAUCAAUUAAUGAAAAUUGAGAAAGACUGUGGCUUUUUUAAUGCAUAGUACACGCUCAAUACAAAGUUGAGAAAACAAAAAUGUAUGAACGAGUCUAUACUAAAUGGGGGGUGGGGUGGAAGAGUAUAGAGUAUGGUGGAAAUUUUAGUUGCAUUGAAUGACAGGGAAUAUGCUAAAAUGUAAAACACAUUUCAGUGAUUGUUAUUGUUUAUAAAUUUAUUAACAGAAAUAUAGUGAAUCGUUACGAAGUUCUCAUGAUCCAAGUGACAUUGUAGCUAUUCGGGUUUGACCAGACAAUGUAUACGGUUACAAACGUUGUUUGUUAUUCUCCCAUUAGAGUGCUUAUGUUAUAUACUUCAAUUUCGGGGAACUCGUAAACUGAAUUAGGAUCUUCUGGAAGUAAAACAUUAUAGUGUGCAUCAUUUCUUCCUGGAUUUGAUAAAUGUAAGACUAUUGGAAAAGUAGUACUAUCAAAGCUUGGAGGUUGAAUUUUAAAGAAUUGUUUUCUUUUAUUUUGAUGUUGCACAAUGAUAAAACACCUUUCUAAUGUCAUACUGAGAGCAAAUAAUGUAUCCAUAUUACCAUAUUCUCCUGGUGUGCAGCAUAUCUUUAAUAGAUCAGAAACUGUCUCUGAUUCUAGCCAAUGUCUAUUUUCUAGGGUUUGAAAAAGUUGUACUUUUUCUGUCACUGUUAAAAAUGCUAUAGCUCUUAAAUCCAUUGAAAAAGUUUCAUUUCCUGUUAGAGCAUAAGAAACGGCAUUGAAUUGACAGUUACCAAAUCCGGUUAUGACGAUCUCUUUAAACCCUUUCAAAUACUGGCCCGAAGACGUACACCGAGCAUCUCGAUUACUAUUAAACCAAAUAGAUGCCAUGGAGAACGGUGAGGAAAACUGCAAUGCGGAAAAUGGCAGCGACAUUCAAGGCAUGAUGUCGGCUAUAAGUCAACAUGGGUCAGAUAUUGCUGAAAUUAAGAAUUUCCUGGCUACGUUUUCGACCGGCGCAGUGGCGAAUGCCGGCGCAGUGGCGACCUCUCCGCAAGCGGAGGCGGAGGCCGUAGCGCAGGCCCGGGCGUUGGCCCACGCACAGGCACAGGCGCAGGCACAGGCGCAGGCACAGGCGCAGGCACUGGCGCUGGCACAGGCGCAGGCACAGGCACAGGCACAGGCACAGGCGGAAAUGAUAGCACGGCAAGAUGCAAUUAUAAAACAAAUGGCCGAUGACCGAUGGCGGCCUAAGCUUGGGCAGAGAGGAGAUUCGGUCAAAUACUUGCACAAGCAAACAAGCUUUUUUUCUAAGCAGCUUAAUAAUGCCACAAAAAUGGGAUUAAAUAUCAUCAACAAAAUCAACGGCGCCCAAUUGAAAGAAGAAGAGAGGAAGAUUUUAAAAAAUAAAAUCGAAAGAGCCGUAGAAGAAAUGCGAGACGAAGUGACCCACAUUAUUAGUUUAUUGCUUAUUGCUUGCAACAGUUACCGACAAAACGUCAAAAGGAUAACAUAACGAAAACCAGUGAUCUAUGCAAAAAGUGAGUUCUUUUAUUCUCCUAAGGGAAACCUAUUCUUUGACUUUUCAAAGUGUUGUCCUUUUGAUGUUUAUUCUUUAUUUCGGUUUGUUUCUGUUCACUUUUCGAACAAGAAUAAUUUUUCUCUUUAGUUAACACUUACAACAAUUUCCAUCAAAUACAUCGUGAAAAUUUUUGUCUUGUGAAAGAAUUAAAUAGAUUUUUUUUAAUCGUCUGUUGAUGUUCGUUACCUUUAAUCAAUACUAAAUUUUGUUAGGAAAUUCUAUUCAGCGCAAUUUAUUUCAGUGAAAAUAUCAUUUUAUUACACAAAUCUAACUAAAAAUUACUAAAAACUUUUCUUUUGAAAUUUCAAACACUGUUUUCAUCAAAACCAUAGAAUGAAUAUAUUGCAAGGAAAUUUCAGGAAACGUCAUGAUUAUUCACUAUACAUAGAUCUAAAAAUAAUUUAAAUGUCUGUGAUAUAUAAUGCAUAUAAUUGGAGCAUGGGUUUUCACAGAAGUUUACAUGAUUUGUCAUGUAAAUCUCGUAAAAUAUCGUGUAAGCUUCUACCAUACGUCAUGUAAUUCAGCAUGACUCAGAGUUACAUAUAGUCAUUGGAUAUAACAUAAAUUUACAUGAUAUAUCAUGAAAACCGUCACAGCUGGGAGCUACAUGGCUAAAAUGAAGUUUACAUGACGUGAAAUCCUCAUUAUUUUUAUUUGUGUAAAAUCCACUCAAUUUCUAGUUUUUUUAUUUCCUUUUUCAGCACCUUCAAAAUAAUCUUAGGGUUAUCCUACUUUGGUUGGCUUUUCGAUCCGAUUAAAUUAAAAGAGGGCCAAUCCGUCGGUAGUUUCCACAAUCAAUAAACCCAGGUUGAAAAAAACCUGCCAUAGGUUAUAUUGUAACAAUUUAACUGGCGGGUAUUGUUCAAAAGCCACUCACAGAGAAGUUUUAUUCUAUGCAAUUAUCUUAAUGCUAGAGUAUUUAAGUUUCUCAAAACUUUUUCAUUUCAUGGGUCUUGCCGAAGUCUUGGAAGAAUCUUGAACUAGUCUGAUGACCCUUCUUGCAGUUAGGGUACUUAAUAGAAAGCUUAACUGAACGAUAAAAGUUCGAUAAACUUAUCGACUACAUAAUGUAAAAAUUCAUUAUCAAAUUUGUCAACCACCAUGGAGUAACUUGCAACAGUUGAAAUCGACAAAACAAAACUUCUUUUCGCGAUAUCUCGGAUAAAAAUAAUCGAUAUGGAUCAUUUAUCAAUUACGUAACGCGCUCAUUUUUAAAAUUCAACUCAAUUUUAUAUAUUUUUUGCACGUGACUUUCAAACAUUUGAAAUAUUUUGAAAUUUUACAUCUUGUUGAAAGAUCAGUUCAGUUUAUGGACGUUCUAAAACAAUCACCAACAUUAAUUUUGAACCUAGAUGGAGUAAACUAGCUGAAUGCUUAAAUUAACGGUUUUGAUAUUUACAAAGUUGAAUGAGUGUUCGUUCAUGCUAUCAUGCUAUUUUAGCUGAACAGCACUUCAAACUGGAAAUUAACCAAAUAUUACUUUCCCUCCCUUUCCAAAAAUAUAUAUUAACCUUAACGUUGCCGGAGCGCAUAGAAAUGUAUGGAGAUAACGUGUCAUGGUUUACAAAAGUGCAGAUAACUUUUGAUAGGAAAAAGAUACAUCUCUAAUUUUUUGAUAUGUUGUGUAAAAAUGUCCCAGCUUUCGAUUGACGCAAAAAAUUUGAAAAUCGGUGGUUGCCAACAUGGUGAAAAAAUUGUUUUGGUAAAUAAAUUCAAGAUGGCGGCCGAAAUCAAUAUGGCCGAUCAAACUUUUUAUAACUGCAAAAAGUGCCUCUAUCUUUUCUCUUCUCAACAACAUUUUGUUUUGAAGUUUUUUUCUGGUGAAACUUUCGAGUUAUAACGGUUUAAAUGAGCCAACAAUUGAUCAAAAUCGAGGGGUCCCGCCAUAAUAGUUGUGGCUCUAACUAACAGGGGGACCAUCAAUUUGAUUAACAAAAUGCAUAUUCCUUUAUUUUUUUGGGGAGGACUUUCAGAAAAUCGCCACUUUAAACAUUCUUGAAGACAUGGUGUAAAUAGUGGGACGGUCUCAGCGAGAGUUACCCAAAUGCAAUUUAUAUUAUUUCCAGGAUAAUUGCUAAUGUUUGUUAUUCUGAAGACCUUCUUCUUCUUCUUUCUGGCUCUACGUCCCCACUGGGACUUGACCUGCCUCGCUUCAACUUAGUGUUCUUUGAGCAUUUCCACAGUUAUUAAUUGAAGGGCUUCCUUUGCCUGCCAUUGCAUAAUUUUGUAUAUUGUGAGGCAAGUAUAAUGAUACACUAUGCAAAGUGAGUCGAGAAAAUUUUCCCGACAGGAACGGGAAUCGAACCCGCCGUCUCCGGAUUGGCGAUCCUUAGCCUUAACCACUAGGCUAACUGGAGACCCCUCUGAAGACCUACGCGUUUGAAAUAAUGAUGUGCUUGAACAAAUUUGCUGAUUAAUUGAUUUCUGUAGAAUACAUCGAGAAUUCCCUAUAUAUAUAUUUUGGUGGUUCAAAAAAUCGUUUUUGCUCCACACCGCUUAUUUGAUUCGUAACCAGAUGCUGAGCCUUCUCUCAAAAUUUGAGCUGAUUUGGUUGAAAGUUGAGAGUGCACAAGCUCUUCAAAGUUUGUAUGAAAAUUAAUAUGGGAAAACGACGUUUUUCAAUCAAUUGACCGUAGUAUUUCGCCAUGUGCCCUAGAGUGUUGGUUGACCCUUGGUACUUCUAGUCUACUCUUUCAGCUACAACUUUGCCGAAGACCACUUUCAAAUCGAACGCCUCAUUAAUUAGUUUAUAUCGGCCAACUGGUUAAAAAUAAUUGUUUUUUUUUUAUUUUCAUAUUGUUUAUUUUUUUCUUAAAUAAUAACUAUUAGUUUCAAUGAGUCGGCAUGCAAUUGUUGCUUAUAUUUAUUAGAAGUGUAAGAAGGGUACUGUUCACCAUCGGUGGAUUAAUUCGGGUUU
Messenger RNA from Aedes albopictus (Asian tiger mosquito), 5400 nucleotides. RefSeq lists its product as uncharacterized. The transcript is spliced from 6 exons. Lineage: Eukaryota; Metazoa; Arthropoda; Insecta; Diptera; Culicidae. Bases 1707 to 2417 code for a protein of 236 amino acids. The record is from RefSeq and is a predicted model, not a curated record.